Molecule: messenger RNA, 5267 nt
Organism: Cataglyphis hispanica
Lineage: Eukaryota; Metazoa; Arthropoda; Insecta; Hymenoptera; Formicidae
Gene: Cap-D2
Product: condensin complex subunit 1
Exons: 20
Coding region: 164-4462 (1432 amino acids)
Biological process (GO): mitotic chromosome condensation; mitotic cell cycle; meiotic chromosome condensation
Cellular component (GO): nucleus; condensed chromosome, centromeric region
Molecular function (GO): histone binding
Source: RefSeq, a predicted model, not a curated record
CUGUUAGUCUUCAGUCGGUCAAAGUAAUUUCUUUUGAUUGUACAUCUUAUACAAACGUAAAAGAAGUGUAGAGCUAUUAUUUCAAAGAUAUUUAUUACAAAGAAAUAUUGAGUACAAAAAAAAUAAAAUUUUUACUGACAGUUGCAUUCAGAAUUACGUCGAAAUGAUAAAAAAUUUCGUGAUUCCUUUGGUCGCGGAUGAACUUUUGACGUCUCAUGCCGGACAAUAUUUUGUUGAAGAGAUUGUGCCUUUACGAAUGAUAACACAGUCUCUUGAUGCUACACGAUCAGCAUUGCAAGCAAAUGGUUUGCAUUUUAUUUUGGAUCAUUUUGACACAUUUUUCUCUAUCAUUGUUCAUGGCAGUAAAGUGGAGCUUGUGGUCUGCUUGCGUGGUUUUAAUAGGAUUCAUAAAGCUGUGGAAAUACUUGUGAAUGAAUUGGAAGAAAAAUUUGAUCAUGGAAAUGAAAUUACAGAGGAAGAGGACAGAAAAACAUAUUUGUGUAUUAACAAUAUGCUGGCAUAUUUGUUCUCAUGGUUUGUUGGUCAUAUAGAUGAACGUGUUAUGAAAAAUGCAAAUAAUGUCAACAUUGGAAAGUCUAAAAAAAGUGCAAAGUCUGAUAUUGAAGAGGAAUGGGAACAAUCUAAGCAGAAAGUUUUGGAACUUUUAUAUCGAUGGCUGCAAAUACCAUUGUAUAAGAUUUGGAGACCACCAAUUGUUGAAAAUUCAUUUGUUAUGACAUUAGCACAGAUAUGUUAUAAAAUAUUGGAACAGAGUAAAGAUGUUAAGCAAAAACAUAUAAGACAAACUAUAUUUGAGAUUCUGGGAACUUUGAUUAAAAAGUACAAUCAUGGAAUUACUUGCAUUGUCAGAAUUAUUCAGUUGGUGAAAUUGUGUGAUGCACUAGCAGUGCCUAUAGCGACUGGUAUAGUACAUAUGGCCACUGAAUGUGGUUGUAAAGGUUUGAUAAAAGAGGUGAUGAAUGAAAUCGGACAGAGCGAAAUUGGUGAAAUGGAAAAUCGUAAUGUAUCUACAUUUCUCGAGAAUAUUGCAAUCUUGCAACCCGAUCUUAUAAUUCCUGUGCUCGAUGAGGUCAUUGAUUACCUGUCUAAUGAGUUUUAUACUAUGAGAAAUUGCGUGAUUGGAGUAUUGGGUAUUGUAGUGCAAAAAGCGUUGACUGGCGAAGAUCUUACAGAUGAACAGAAAAAGCAACGCAAUGAAUGUUUAAAUAAUUUGGAGGAUCAUAUUUUAGAUUCUCAUGCUUAUGUCAGAUCGAAGGUUCUUCAAGUAUGGCAGCGUUUAUGUUGCGAGGGAGCUGUACCAUUAGCCAGAUAUGGGAAGCUUUUAGCUGCCACUGCAUUGCGCUUAGAAGAUAAAAGCGCGAAUGUUCGUAAGCAGGCUCUCCAGUUGUUGCGUACGAUGUUGCAAAGCAAUCCUUUCGCCGCCAAGUUAACUCGUGCUGAACUCUCCGACUCGUUAGAAAAAGAAAAAGAAAAAUUGCAAGAGUUGCAAGCUCAAAUCGCAAGUACUAGUGGACGCGGUCAUAUGCAAAGAUUUGAACUUUGGAAUACUUUACAACCAGAUAUUAAAGCGACAAUAAAGAAAAUUUUUGAAAAUGAAGCAGAAUAUAUGAAUGAAUCAUGUGCACAGAAUAAAGAGAAUAUUGGUGCAGAUCAUGCUUUCGAACAUGUGAGACAAUUAUUAUUAAACCGAAAAGUCACGAAGGCUGUGACAUACUUAUGGAAGACUUGUAUGAUAUUGGAAGAAGCCCCUGAAAUGAAAGAUCUUUCCAUUGCAGCAAAGGAAGAGUGUUUAUUCGCCUUUUUGCUGAAAAUUUUUAUAGAAUCAGAAAACAAAUUGACAGAUAACGAAGAGGAGAAUACGAUCGACGCAAGUAAAUCAGAACAAGAUAACAAGAAAAAAGAGGAGAUAAGAUUGCGAAAGCGCGUUAUAAAUUAUUUAACAAAUUGUCUUGACUUUGCGAUUGAAUUAGAAAAGGCGAUACCGAUAGCGGAGAAGCUGUUAUUUUCUACAUGUGCUGGCGACGCCAUUGAAUCGUGCACAUUCUUAGGAACCGCUUUUCAAUUCAAAGUAACUGGUGCAGCCAGUUCUAUACGCGAAGCUCUUUUUCAAGUGUUCCAUCGCGAUCAGUCUGUGCGUAAUAAUGUGGCUGUGGUUUACAAAAACAUCUAUCUUGAUAUCAAUAAUGAUAAACAAUCUGCCCGUCAAAUAGCUGUAACUUGUAGCAAUUGUUUGAUUAAUUUGCUAUCGGAAUUACAGCCUGGACAAAGCCCGGCUUUAGCUCAAUUGAUUGUAACAUGGUAUGAAAAUGAGGAAUUAAACAGCGAAUUGUUGAAGGUAUUAUGGGAAAAAUUCUCUAUGAAGUAUCCGGACACGUCACCAAUAAAUAGUAGAAUUUCAUUAAUGAUAUUAACGAUGAUAGCUCAGGCAGAACCUAAUAUAGUGAUCGAUAAUGUAGAUAUGUUAGUAGAAAUAGGAUUGGGUUUGCGCGCGAAAGACGAUCUUCUUUUCGCACGAGACACUUGCAGAAUGUUAUUCAAGAUAAAACAAAAUAACAAGGAUAUCGAAAAAUUGCCUCUGAGAUAUUCCAACAAUCACGAUAUGUUCCAACAAAUCCUGAUAUUAUUGAUAGAUACCUUUAUCAGUGCGGAUGAGAACGCUUAUAUUUCUUUUGCGACGGAUGCAAUUAACGUUAUAUAUCAUUUGGCAAAUCAACCUGAAAAAUUGAUAAAGAAGUUGUUAUUGAACAUCAACGAAAAGGGUCAAUUCACUAAUAAGGAAACGAAUGAAGCAUUGAGUGUGUCAUGCACUGUACUUUCCAAAUUGCUUUAUAUAAUUGGACAUAUUGCUAUCAGACAAAUGAUUCAUCUAGACAUGUCUGUUUACAAGGAACUUAAGCGUAGAGAUGCGGUGCGUAAGAUGCGUAAAAGCAAGAAAAAAGAAUCAAGAGAUGAGUUUACAACACCGAAUAUUAGAUCGACAAGUGCGUUGGUUUCAUCAAGUGCGCGACGAAAUAUAAACAACUCGGUGAGUUCUACGAUCACCGAGGAUAACGGCGAGGAAGCUUUAGAAGGUGCAAUAGAUGACGCUGAAGCGGAAUUCGUGAAUAAUGUGCUUGAAAACGAGAUUGUCACUGGAAAUUGUUUGCUUGCGAAAUUUGUUCCAUUGAUAUUGGAUGUAUGCACGUAUCCCGAUAAGUAUAAUAGCGAAAAUCUACAAGCUGCAAGUUCGCUCGCGUUGAGCAAAAUGAUGACAGUGAGUUCCAUAUUUUGCGAGCAAUCUCUACAACUUUUAGUUACUAUAUUGGAACGAUCACCAUAUCCUGGAGUAAGAUCGAACAUGCUGAUCGGAAUAAGCGAUCUUGCUACUAGAUUUCCCAAUCAAGUGGAGCCAUGGUCGAAGCACAUCUAUGGCAGACUCCGAGAUGAGGAUGUAAACGUGCGUAGAACGUGCGUUCGUAUGUUAUCGAAUCUGAUAAUGAGGGAAAUGAUUCGAGUAAAAGGACAGGUUUCAGAAUUAGCCCUUUGCAUUAUUGAUGAGGAUAAACAAAUACAGCAAGACACAAAGGAAUUCUUCAAUCAACUCGCCCAGAAAGGCAACGCUUUAUAUAAUAUAGUGCCCGAUAUAUUAUCGCGUUUAGCAGAUCCUCAAUUAAAUCUCGACGAAAAACGAUUUCAGGAAACCAUCAGAUAUAUUCUCGGCCUAAUGCAGAAAGAAAGACAAAUUGAUACCAUAAUUGAUAAAAUUUGCGCUAGAUUUAAGUUAGCUACCACAGAAAGACAGUGGCGUGAUCUUUCCUAUUGUCUUUCACUUUUACAAUUCAGUGGAAAGAGUAUACGGCGUCUUAUCGAAAGUUUACCGCUAUUGAAAGAAAAAAUUCAUUAUAAACCAGUAUUAACGGCAUUGCAAAAUAUCAUUGAGCAAACGAAGAAAAAGGCAGAUGCUAGUGCCGCUUGCACAGAGUUAGAAGAAAAAAUACAAGAAUUUUUAGAGACCGAAACAACAGAAAACCCGGAAGUAGCAGACAACCAUCUGAUGCCACCACCAUCUAUCAUGCCAAAAAAUAGAAAAAAUACUCGUCGAAGUAGAUAUAAGAACAAAUAUGAUGAAAGUGAUGACGAUUCUGAGGAAGAUAGCUCCAAUGAUUCUGAGGAAGAUAUAGAGCAUCCAUCUAUUGUAAAAUCGGGAAAUAACAAAAAAAAAUUGACUCGUGAAAAGAUCUUUCAUGCAAGAUCAACCGCGAAAAAUAAUAAUGAUGAUGUCUGCGAUGAAAGUGCAAAUAUUGCAAAUACGCCUGCAAAGAAUGGUAAAAGAAAAGGAUAUGUACAAAAGAAAAAUACGAAGACUGCGGAGGAUGAUAGUGAUAUUGUAUCGCCAUCCUCAAAACGAAAUAAAAAUGAUACGUUACGAACGACUAAGAUGUCGACCCGAUUACGCAAAUAAUUUUUUUUUUUUUUAAAUUAAAACAAAAUAAAGAAAGCCUUCCUGGCUAGACGAGGAUAAUUUUAAAAGGUGAUCCUAAACAGUUCCAUUCGGAUAUAAUUAGUAAUUUUUAUUGUAUUUCAAUUAUUUGUCGUCUUAAACAUUUUUAUGAAUUGUUGAAAGAUCGAAUAUACAGAGUGUCCGAAAAUUUGCGCAACACCCUUUAAGGAAAGAUAGAGAGUGUUAUUCUGAACAGAAAAGUCCUGUACCAUUUUUUUCUAUAACGCUUAAUAAAAGAGUUAUUAUUGAGUGAAGUCUGGCCUAUCAUCGCCGACCUUCAGCCGGGCGCACGUCGGUGAGCUGUCAUAAACAUCUGAGCGCUCAUUACCAGACGUGCGGCUCACCGACCGAUAGGCCAGAUUUCACUCAAUAAUAAUCUUUUAUUAAGUGUUAUAGAAAAAAAUGAUACAGGACUUUUCUGUUCAGAAUAACACUCUCUACCUUUCCUUAAAGGGUGUUGCGCGAAUUUUUGGACACUCUGUAUAUUCAUUUAUCAGUUUAAAAUCUGAGUUUUCGUAUGUUAAUAUAAAAAAGAAAUACUGAAUAUGUAAAAAAGAUAUUUUAAAUAUUGGACAUAUAAUCUGAUGUAUAUAUUAAAAUCGCUAUAUGAAAACUUAAGGAUUGCAACAAUGUCAGUUAGAUCUAAAGAAAUAAUUUAAGCCUUUAAUACUAAAAACUUUAUAAAAAAAAUAUUAAAGUUUUGAAGAGAUUGAGAUGAAAAAUGCGUUGGAAAUCUUUUCUAUAGAAAAUUAAAAUUUAAACCUUG